This is a messenger RNA of Adineta steineri, 528 nucleotides long. The record is from the annotation of a GenBank genome assembly. Lineage: Eukaryota; Metazoa; Rotifera; Eurotatoria; Adinetida; Adinetidae.
AUGAAAUAUCAACGAGUGUUGUAUACGAAUAAGUUUACUUCAGAAUUGAAGUCAAAACUACGAAUUGUAUGUUAUGACAAACGACGAUCGUUGAAAGAAAAUGUUUAUUAUGUCGGAUUUGCAACUGAUGCGGAUAUAGCACAUGCUGAGCAUGUCUCUAAACGGUUACGUAAUAUUACAUUAAAGCCAUUUCAAUCUCGUUCUGUUACUAAAGAUCAUUCAUCAACAUCACAUACGUCAUUUUUGUCGCCACCUACUACACUUAGUUUUCUUCCGGAUAAUCAAUCUUCAUUUAUUACAACUCGAUCAGAAUCAUUAAGACGAGUGAAUGAAACAUUAGAAGAACGUGCUAUGCGAAUACUGGGUCCUCGUAUACUAAAAGAUCAAAGUGUGACAAUAACACCUACUGUGAUCAAUACAGAUUCUGAUAUAAGUGUCAUCAAGAGCCCUGCAACAUCAAAUAUAAAGAAUAAAGAACAACUUAUUAAUAAUAUUCAAUCGUGCUUGCUAGCUAUGGAAACAGCAUGA